This is a messenger RNA of Triplophysa dalaica, 1722 nucleotides long. RefSeq names its product macrophage mannose receptor 1-like. The record is from RefSeq and is a predicted model, not a curated record. NCBI's taxonomy places the organism in Eukaryota, Metazoa, Chordata, Actinopteri, Cypriniformes, Nemacheilidae. Bases 87 to 1184 code for a protein of 365 amino acids. The transcript is spliced from 5 exons.
CAAAUGAAGAGAGGUGCUGAGGGACAGAUAUCAUAACAUAGAGACAAUCAACAGAUUCACGACAGGAACACACAAUCUCUACAAAAAUGGAUCAAGCUCUAAAUUUCGUGCUUCUCAUUGCGGUCUGCUCAUUAUCUGAAUGCAUUCAGCGCCGCUAUCACUAUAUCAACAUGAAUAAGACCUGGACUGAAGCUCAGAGUUACUGCAGAGAGAACUACACAGAUCUGGCCACAGUCCACAACAUGAAUGACAUGAAAGAGCUGAUGAACACUGUGAAUAAAGAUAAUGUGCACGUCUGGAUUGGACUGAAGAAUACAAGUACACAUAAAUGGAAGUGGUCUCUGGGGGAUCCUGUAAACUAUACGAACUGGGGAAAUGGACAACCAAAUUACCAAAGAAAUUGUACUUUUGUGAGAAAUGUAACAUGGCAAUCUGAGAACUGUAAUAGUCAUUUGGAUUUCAUCUGCUACAAUGACAGCAGUAAAGGAUACAUCAUUUUAACAACUAAAAAAACAUGGAGAGAAGCUCAGAGUUUCUGCAGACAGAAUCAUACUGAUCUGACCAGUGUGAGGAACCAGACUAAGAACGAAGACAUCCAGAAUAUCAUUAAUAAUACUGAUAAAUCUGUCUGGAUUGGUCUGUUCAGAGACUCAUGGGAGUGGUCAGAUAACAGUGACUCCACCUUCAGAAACUGGAUGUCUACUGAACCAAACAAUCAUGGUGGCCUUUCUGAAGAGUGUACAGAGGUCAAGAUGAGUGCUCAGGGACAAUGGAAUGAUGCUGGUUGUCAACACAAAAGUACAUUUGUGUGUCAUGAAGAUAAGCUGGUAUUGAUCAAACAGAAUCUGAGUUGGACUGAAGCUCUGAUUCACUGCAGACAGAAUCAUGUGGAUCUGGUUUCAGUUGAUUCAGAGGAGAUUCAGCGCUGGGUGACAGGAGUGGUUCAAAACGCUUCUACUGCAGAGGUUUGGCUGGGGUUACGUCACUCAUGCACUGUGGGCAUUUGGUUCUGGGUAAGCGGAGAGAUUGUGUGCUAUGAGAAGUGGGCUGAAGGGCAUGAAACAGCAGUGGAGAACUGUGAAACUGUGACGAGAUCUGGAGCGGUUCAGUCUGGAGGAGAUCAUCGCUGGAUCCGCCUUCCUGAAACUGAGAGACGCAACUUCAUCUGCAGCAGAUAUGAUUGAGAUGUGUUUGUCAUUUCCUGUGAUACACAACUUAUUGUUUCUUUUCAUUUUCCAUUUAGCUGCAGUGACAAUUUAAAAGCAUGUUUUGGAUUAAAUACAACUCCAAAUUUAGACUCUCAAACGUUAUUAAUAUGUACUGUUAUUUUAAGAAUUGCUGUGUUUUUUUGCUAAUCUUGCUAAUCUGCAGAAGACAAAGCAGAUAUUUUGAAGAACAUCAGUAACCUAACAACACCGGACCCUGCAGAAUUCCAUUGAAUGAACACAAAAUUCUGACAUUUUCCUAAAUAUCUUCUUUUGUGUUAAUUCCACAACCAAAAGAGUCUUAUACAGGGGGAAUAAUUGGUUAAAGAUUUAUAUUUUUGGGUGAACUAUAUGUCUUUCAUAAAACAACAUUUCUUUCUGUAUCUCAAGAGAAUCAAAUGAGUUUGUAAAUUAUCUUAAAAAGUGAAAUACUAACAAGACAAUACAUGUGUGUUUGUAUACUGGUGUAGGAUCUUCUCUCUUGUCUUUCACAACAGUUUUGCAGUUAUUAUCUUAA